CCCUACAUUUUAGUAUAUCUCCAUUUCUCUCUGUUUCUUACUUAUUGCUUUUUCUAUAAAAAGCCCAUUUCUAUUUGCCAUUACCUAACUGGUGUACACACUUCUUGCUAGCAUUUUGCUGCAUCCAGCUUUCUCCAUAAUUUCAGCCAUGGCAGAUCGAUUUCUCACACUCUUUCUAGUUUUGGCCUUUUUCACCAUCUUUGCUUCCCACAUUUCAGUUUCAGCUACAACAAUGACAUUGUUGAACAAAUGUAGCCACCCGGUGUGGCCAGGAAUCCAGCCAAGUGCAGGUAAGCCGAUUCUGGCUCGUGGAGGGUUUAAGCUUCCGCCGAAUAAGGCAUACAGACUUAGUAUGCCGGUUGGAUGGUCCGGUAGAGUUUGGGGACGUCAUGGAUGCGCUUUUGAUGCUACUGGCCGUGGACGCUGUGCAACUGGGGACUGUGGUGGUUCACUUUUUUGUAAUGGAAUUGGUGGGACCCCUCCGGCUACACUGGCUGAGAUUACUCUGGGCAAUGAACAGGAUUUCUACGAUGUGAGUCUCGUAGAUGGUUACAAUCUCGCCAUUUCUGUAACUCCAGUUAGAGGCAAAGGGAAAUGCAGCUAUGCUGGAUGUGUGAGUGACUUGAACACAAUGUGUCCAGCAGGUCUACAAGUUCGUUCUCAUGACAAGAGUCAAGUGGUGGCUUGCAAGAGUGCAUGUUCAGCUUUCAAUUCACCAAGAUAUUGUUGCACAGGAACUUUUGGUAACCCACAAACUUGCAAGCCAACAGCUUACUCAAGGAUAUUCAAAACUGCUUGCCCCAAAGCUUAUUCAUAUGCUUACGAUGAUCCCACUAGUAUUUCCACUUGCACUGGUAGCAGCUACGUCCUCACUUUCUGUCCUCACCAUUAAUCUUGUCUUCUUCUUUUU
Solanum stenotomum is the source of this 910-nucleotide messenger RNA. RefSeq names its product thaumatin-like protein. Gene Ontology annotation, biological process: defense response. Gene Ontology annotation, cellular component: extracellular region. NCBI's taxonomy places the organism in Eukaryota, Viridiplantae, Streptophyta, Magnoliopsida, Solanales, Solanaceae. The coding region runs from base 149 to 892 and encodes 247 amino acids. The transcript has 3 exons. The record is from RefSeq and is a predicted model, not a curated record.